AACCGUUGGAAUAUGUGGCGUUGGCGGAGCGCGGGGACAAUAGAGUUUUGUACUUAUUCGAUUGUUCAAGAGUGAAUUGAAUGAAGUGAAUAGACACGUCCGCUGUUAGGUUGACGAAGAAUUUUCUGAAUGGUUCAUAUUUCUACGGUCAGAGAGAGAGAAGAAGAAAGUUGCAGAGAGAUUUCUCCUCUGUUUUGAAAAGAACAGUAAUAAACACGUGUCCUCUAUUAGGACACAUGUUGUGCAACAGUAACUUCCAGUUCCAUCUGCCAAUACUGCAUGCUGAUGCAGCCAAGUUUUAAUCUUUUCUAAACCGUAGAAAGAUUUCUACUUUAUAACGACUUGCAGAGUUGACGAUUAACUUGUGUUGCUUGUGAAACCAUGGAUUUGGAGCAGGGUGAAGAAAUGGCAGUAGAUGAGAUUCUUGAGGCUCAAUCUCACAUAUGCAGCCACAUCUUCAGCUUCAUCAACCCCAUGGCUCUCAAAUGUGCAGUCCAAUUAGGAAUUCCAGAUGCCAUCCACAGCCAUGGCCCCAACCCCAUGCCCCUCUCUCAGCUUGUUUCAGCCCUCCAACUUAGCCCUCAAAAGACCCCUCACAUAUACCGCUUGAUGCGUCUUUUAGUCCACUCGGGUUUCUUUGUAAUGCACAAACUGAGCAGCCAAAAUGGUGCAGAACAGAAAGAGGAAGAGGGAUAUGUUCUGACCAAUUCGUCUCGUCUUUUUCUCAAAGACAACCCUUUGAAUCUGGCUCCUUACCUGCUCUACAUGUUCGAGCCAUUUCGAGUGGAGCCAUGGCAGUUCCUCUCGGCCUGGUUUCGAAGCGAGGAUCGAACGCCGUUCGAUACAGCUCAUGGGAUGUCGUUUUGGGAGUAUAUGGGGAGGAAGCCAAGAGAUAGCGAGGUUUUUAAUGCAGCCAUGGCUAGUGAUUCGAGGUUGGUGAUGAGUGCUCUGAUGGGCAAGUAUAAAGGUGUGUUUGAAGGACUUGGCUCGCUGGUUGAUGUGGGAGGUGGCAUUGGAACUGUGGCCAAAGCCAUUGCUGAGGCUUUUCCAAGCAUAGAAUGCAGUGUGUUUGAUCUUCCCCAAGUUGUGGCUGACCUGAAAGGGGAAGGAAACCUGAAAUAUGUUGAAGGGGACAUGUUUGAAGCUAUUCCUCCUGCUGAUGCACUUCUGUUGAAGGCUAUAUUGCAUGACUGGAAUGAUGAAGAAUGUUUGAAGAUAUUGAAGAAAUGCAAAGAGGCAAUCAUGGUGAGUGGAAAAAAAGGGAAAGUAAUUGUAAUUGAUGUGGUGGUAGAGGAGGAGAAAAUGGAGGACAAGUUUGUUCAAACUCAAUUAUUCCUCGACAUGAGCAUGAUGGCUGUGGUGGGUGGAAAAGAGAGAAAUGAGAAAGAGUGGUCACAGCUCUUCUCCAAGGUUGGAUUUAGAGACUACAAGAUUUUUCCUAUUCUGGGUUUAAAGUCUCUUAUAGAGCUUUAUCCUUGACACACACACAUGCGAUUACUCAAGGAGUAAUCUUGUCCUGACAUCAUUUGGAGUAGUCUUGUCUUGAAAUAAUCUUAACGGUAAGAAGUAAUCUUGUCCUAGAGUAAUCUUGUCCUCAUCAUUUGGAGUAGUCUUGUCGUGAAGUAAUCUUAACGACAAGCUUAUCAUUUGGUGUAGAAGGUGUAGAAGUAAUCUUAACGGUAAGGAGUAGUCUUAUCUUCCUGAAGUAUAAUCUUAUCUAGGUCUUCCUGAAGUAUAAUCUUAUCUAGGACAAAGAUUUGGUUCCACCGUUAAUGAACCUAAGUAUUUUCCUAUAUAUAUGGUAAAACUUUUUUCUU
This is a messenger RNA of Momordica charantia (bitter melon), 1817 nucleotides long. Its product is annotated as putative O-methyltransferase 3. NCBI's taxonomy places the organism in Eukaryota, Viridiplantae, Streptophyta, Magnoliopsida, Cucurbitales, Cucurbitaceae. The record is from RefSeq and is a predicted model, not a curated record. Gene Ontology annotation, molecular function: protein dimerization activity; O-methyltransferase activity.